Molecule: messenger RNA, 2716 nt
Organism: Actinia tenebrosa (Australian red waratah sea anemone)
Lineage: Eukaryota; Metazoa; Cnidaria; Anthozoa; Actiniaria; Actiniidae
Product: ras-like protein 1
Biological process (GO): signal transduction
Cellular component (GO): membrane
Molecular function (GO): GTPase activity; GTP binding
Source: RefSeq, a predicted model, not a curated record
UAGAGUAUCUGCUGUCAUUUCGUAUGUCGCUUGUUAUUGUUCUUGAGAACCGGGAGUAGAGUGUGCCUCUUCAGCGACUGGGUUCCUGUUUGGUAACUUUUACCUCCGAGCAGUUAAAGGUGCGAUUUCCUUAUUACCAAGAGACCAAACGCAUUGAACACGAAGAAAAUUUUCUUAGCACUCGUGAAGCGGUUUCAAGAGAGAGAAGAAGUAGAUUAGAUGUAAAAAGCUGCCCCGGAAAGAGUGGUGGAAUAUAUCUGUGCGUCAACGUCGACSUUCAAAUAUCAAGCAUAUCGAGUAAAGAAGGAGUUUCUCUUUUGGCAGGAUUGCAAGCAGAGGUCAAACUCUUCGCAGAAUUCUAAGAUUUCGUGCUUCUUUAGCCAAGAUUGUAACGAAAGAGUAUCAUUUGAUGGCAACAUCUCAGGAAGUUACGAACGAUACUUAGGAGACUGCUYGCUGGUCCAAACAUAACUUGUACCAACCCGUAUCAGCUCUGCUCAUUUCAUCGAUUUUUUCUGUUGUUUGCUGUGGCUUGGUCCCUUGGUGGGCAUUGGAUUUAUCUUUCUAGAAUAAUGAAGGAUCCUAAAGAGGUAUCUGAGCUAAAGAUUGUUGUGUUUGGAGAACCAGCCGUCGGGAAAUCUGCACUGACUAUACGAUACACAAAGCAAAAGUUCGAGGAUAUUUACGAACCAACGAUAGAGGACACUUACCCAACAAAUGUUGUGCUCGAUGGUCGAUCAGUGGAGCUAUCUGUUGUGGAUACUGCUGGCCAUGGUAUAUUCUGCCAGAUGAGAGAGAGCUACAUCAAGUCAGGGGAUGGAUUCCUUCUUGUAUACUCGGUGACAGACAAGGAAAGUUUUUCAGCAAUCUCUGCGAUAAGAGAACAAAUACUGAGUGUCAAAGGAGAGAAAGGGAAGAUCAACACCAACACAGCUAUGGUGCUAGUGGGAAAUAAGUGUGAUUUAGAUGAUGACAGGCAAAUAUUGUACCAGGAAGGUGACCGUCUGGCCAGGCAAUUUUCCUGCCCAUUCUUUGAGACAUCAGCCAAAGAUGACGUAGGUGUUGAAGAUGUCUUCAUUGAGCUCACUAGAAAGAUUAAAAGAAGCAAAAUGGCAACGUUAAGUAAGCAUUUUGCAAGAAACAGCCGAAUGCGAUUCUCGAUGCGAAGCUUGUCAAUUAAUGAACGAAAAUGUAAAGAAAAGCUCCAGGCACUAAAGGGUAAAGAAACUUCGACUGAUGAUUCUUGGAGAAGAAGGUCUUUCAGGAGAUUUAUUUGUGGGACUAGAACACUGGGAACUUAGCAGAAACUUAGACUUAGCAGUUGCAAGAGCUUGCAAAAUCCAACAUCGUUCAUUUUCUGUGUAAAGAAUAUCUACAAGGACUGGUCUGCUCUAGCUGAUAGCAAAUGGUGGUCAGUGUUUGCUCAUCAUUGUGUGCAGAUAAUGAGAUUCAUUCAGCUGAUUGACACCAAGCAAUAGAAUACUCUCUGGUUAGCAAAUGACGAGCAGUGUUUUCAUGCCAUUUUAUUUUGGUGAUAAGAUCAAUCAUUCAGCAGACUGAUAUCAAGCAAUAGGCCAGUCCUCAAUAUUUUAGUUUAUAAAAAGUAUCUAAUGUUCAGCAAGUCAAAAAAGUACGAAACUACUUGGCUAAACAUAAUCAGACAACUAAAGCCAGACAAAAAGGUGUAUAUAUUUGAAGAUUAAAAAAAAUUAAUGCUCAUAGACAAAAUAGUAAAUUAAUAUUACAAUAUGGACACAAUAUCCCAAUUUUCUAGUGGUAUAUUUUAGUCAAAAGCUUAGCUAAGCAAUUGAUGAAAAUCUUGCAUUUUCACAAAAGACUGCAUUAUCAUCAAUAUUAUUGUUUUAUGAAAAGAUAGAGAAUUUCUCUUAAAACAAAGAAACCAAAACUGUACAAAAAUAUAAUAUGAACUUAGUGUAAGGGUUCAAGACAUAAAGUAUAUUAUUUAGGAUUAAGUUAAGAAAUGAAAUAUUUACAGGGAUAUAUCAAGCUUUAGUAAACACGUCCAGACAAAACACUAUACUUCAAACUAUUCUACACAGAUAUGAUUUCUAUAAAAUAGAGCUAAUCCACUGUUUUCCCAUUUCAUACCAUGUGUCAUUCCCUAGAGUAUUAUUUCUUUAUUUAACAGUUGUACAUGAGAAGACACAUGAAAAUUGAUACAACUCAAACAAAGACUCUUAUUCGAGAGAGUGACAUGUGGUCUGAAAUGAGCAAAACAUCUAGUCUCCUAUGYAGCUGCUAUUAGUUUCAUCACGCAAUGAGCGUGGUGUGACGACACUAAUAGCAGCUGAAUAGGGAGACUACAAAACAUUACACUUGAGUGGAUUUGGUCCAUUAAUUGGUUUCAUUUCGCAUUAUUUCCUGCCUUAUACAGAAAUAUAUUCAUCACCUGACUCUCAUGUUUUCAUUAGAACUCUUUCAGGCUGGUUGAAAGCACAUGGUGGUCAGUGUUUGACCAUUUUCAUUUGAUAUAAUGACAUUCAAAGAUUUUUAUCAGCUGAUUGACAACCCCCAAAAUUAUUUGUAAUUUCUUAGAAAAGGUUCAGAUCAUGAUUUGACUACCAACCCAUUUGGAUAGACAGUUUUGUUCCCAAAACAAAGUAUUGAAAAAAAUCUUGUCGACAUAUUUAAUGUCAAUUAUGAACAUGUACAUAACUUGAUAACUGCAGUAAAUUAAAUAUUAAUAUUGUAUGUA